Nothobranchius furzeri (turquoise killifish) is the source of this 1317-nucleotide messenger RNA. The record is from RefSeq and is a predicted model, not a curated record. Lineage: Eukaryota; Metazoa; Chordata; Actinopteri; Cyprinodontiformes; Nothobranchiidae.
GGAUGACGUGUCAAGCGAGGAGUUCCUAUCUGGCGGAGGAGGUGUUGUGGGGUCACAGGUUCAGCCCCAUGAUGUCACUGGCCGAAGGCUUCUUUGACGUCGACUACGGAGCUUUUCAUCACACGUUUGAGGUGGACACACCCUCCUGCUCAGCGCGAGAGCUGGCUUUGGCUGCGGCCCGGCUCGACGCUCACCUGUACUGGUCCAUCUCCAGCAGGCUGGAUGAGGAGCCCACUCUGGCAGAGCAAACGCCCAAGCAGGCGGACAGCAGCUCAGCCAACAGCAAAGCAGGCGAGCCGAUCUUCACGGUCGGGGAGAUGACGGACAUCCAGGAGCAGACAGGACUGGGGGAGCUGAACGGCAGCAUCACCACCGAUCAAUCUGAAUCAGAGGCCUAGAACCGAGAAUGUUUACAGAUGGAUCACCACCACAUCACGGUUACAUGAUGAUUUCUUUUAGGAACGACAAGUAGUUUAAAGAGCCACAACUCAACUGUAAACAUCCUCUUCUGUUGCCACGAGAAAACUUUAUUUCCUGAUGUUUCUCUUUUAUUUGUACAUUCCUGUUUGUCACAAAUGUGGUGUCUUCUGGGCCUGUUGCUCUGAUCACCGUUGCCUAUAUCUACUUUAAAUGACAAGACUAUGCUUUGGAUGGGGUUGACAGCAGGCCAUCCUGCAGACAAGAAGAAUGUUUCACAGGUGAUGAAUCGUCUGAGAGAUGCGGUUUUACAUGAAGCAUUAAUUAUAUCGAUUGUGAAACACAACCCUACAGAGAAAACACUAAUAAUUGCUUUAUUCUCAACUGCACACUUUUAGGUAAUAAUGAGAUAAAGUGGAAUAUCACAGUUUUUAGAUGCAAAAAUGAAUAUAUGUUGUAUUUUAGUCGGGGUGAGAACAGUUUGCCAUUUUACACAUUUUUUUUUAGAUUAUCAUUUGGUGCUAGAAUUCAUUUAGGAACACAUCUGGGGAAUACGUUUGUAAAUUCAUCUGUGGACAUAACCGCUGGUUUUCCUGCCCUGAACGUGAACACCUUCCUCUCUUUAGGAUCAUCAAGUUUGUUAGGAAUACUGCUAGAAACUUCCUGAAUACUUAUUUCAUAUCAUGUGCAGCGGCUGCAGCACACGGUUUGUUUUAAUCGUUGUUCCCAGCCGCGUAGAGUCGAAAAGCACAACAGCGUCCUGCUGAAUUCAGCCCAAACCUCCUGCUUCUGCUGCUGUGUAUAAAUAUAUAAAUACAUGUGUGGCCAUUUUUACUUGAUGUUUUUAAUAUUCAAAGCAACACAUCAGCUAGAAUGAAUAAACUAUAAUAUAUUCCUGUG